AUGUACUCCAGGUUUCGACAACUGCUCGCCUAUGAAAGGAUUGUCGUGAGGGCCUUCACUUCGGCUCACACUGUGACUACAAUUCGUUGUAACAGCUUGUGCGACGAGCAUAAGGCGGCUAGAAAAAGCCUGCCCGAGUCAAAUCCUAUGUCGCAUUCUGGAGACCAGAAAAAUGAGCAGAAGAUCAAUUCACUAAAUGGUACUUCUCUAACCAUUUUUUGGCAUGAAUUUACUUCAUCCAAUUUAGACUGCCCGUAA
Messenger RNA from Protopolystoma xenopodis, 258 nucleotides. NCBI's taxonomy places the organism in Eukaryota, Metazoa, Platyhelminthes, Monogenea, Polystomatidea, Polystomatidae. The record is from the annotation of a GenBank genome assembly.